This is a messenger RNA of Diachasma alloeum, 4921 nucleotides long. RefSeq names its product monocarboxylate transporter 14. Lineage: Eukaryota; Metazoa; Arthropoda; Insecta; Hymenoptera; Braconidae. The transcript has 12 exons. The record is from RefSeq and is a predicted model, not a curated record. Gene Ontology annotation, biological process: monocarboxylic acid transport; transmembrane transport. Gene Ontology annotation, molecular function: monocarboxylic acid transmembrane transporter activity. The coding region runs from base 1254 to 3254 and encodes 666 amino acids.
CUUGCCGAUUCAGCUAAAUAAUUACAAGAAAUAAAUGUGAUUUUCACCAAAAUUUCAUUGACUAUUCAUAAACUAAUGAAAACAAUAACACUGAUGAAUCAUUGGAGUUUCGGAGAUGUGAUGAAGUAAAUGGAAAAUUAUAUUUUCACGAGGGAAAUUAAAAUUUCAUGCACUUGGAUUCAAUGAAUACUAAAAUUUAUUUACAUUAAUACAGACAAACGCUGUAUCCAGUGAAAGAUUUUACUCGUAAUGACUCUUGACGAUACCACGUGCAGGAAUAAAAACACGACAUGUACGAUGUACGAGUGAAGAAUAAAAAGCAAAAGCAGGAGAAAAUAAUUUUCAACGAAUUUAACGGAGAUAUGCGGAUGGGUCCGCGGUUGGUGUAUUCCAAUCAGAAAGGUCAGUCGACUUGAUUACUAAUACGACGCACGAGGCGUCGGCAUUGGGUGGGCAGCCUCUGCCGAAAUAAAAAAUUGCCCGGUUAAUCUGCCCUUCGCCAUACACCAGCACCAGUCCGGUUUUACCAGACACGACUGCCAAUCGACAGGCGAAUAACACAUUUCUGGUUUCGUUAAUACGAAAAUUGUACAGUCAGUGGCAAUUUAACUUCUCUUACCACGGGAUCGAUAAAUAUUAACUCCCUUUUUUCUUCAAGUUGAAUAAAUUGAAAAAUUAUUUCUUACAUCUUGGAAUGAUUAAUGCAUCAGUGAAAUAUUACAAAGAUAAAAAAUGUUAAUAUAGUGUUAAAUAAAUAUGAUUGUUCGGUCAGUCUUAAUUCACACACUGAUUCCAUUACCCAUCAGUGUACUGGAUCGCGAUUAUCAUCAACUCUCAUUUCCUCUUGAAUUUGAAUCAUUAAAUAAUUCAUUGGAUCCCAGGAUAUGAUUUAUACAGUGAAAUAUUUGAAGAAUACAGACUGUCAUAAAAUAAAAAAUUGUGUGCAUGAUUAGAAACUCGCAACAGUGUAUCGAGAAACAACUACCGGUAAAUCAUCAAUUUGGGUGUCAUUGACGGAAGUGCGUUGAGUGGGCUGAUGAUAGUGAAUUAGAUUACCAUAAAAUCAUGCAAGCAUACGACCAACCGGUAUUCAUUAUCCCAGUGUUAAUAGGCAAGUUAUAUAUGUGGUGAACGAAGCCGUCUGUUCAGUCGGCGCUUAAUCUACUUGGGAACAGUCACCGAAUUUCAGAAAAUCAUCAUCGCUAUCUCCUGACCCGCCGCUGAUGCAAUUGUGAUCGUGAUCGGAUACCAUAAUGGCACCUCUCACUGAGAAUAAGGGCGACUGCUGUGAAUCAACAAUACGUCAGAAUGGUCAUCCACCGGGUAAAAUUGAGGAGAUACCGAUGGUUGAACGAAAUGAUAACAACAAUGAGGUUGAAGUCGAGAUGAUCGUCCCUCCGGACGGUGGAUGGGGCUGGGUGAUCGUCGCCGCUUCCUUCAUGUGCAAUCUCAUUGUAGAUGGAAUCAUCUUCAGCUUUGGGGUAUUUUUACCCCACAUAAGUAGGGAUUUAAAUGUCUCAGAGCCGAGUGUCGCCCUUGUCGGCUCUUUACAGACGGGAUUUUAUCUGAUGGCAGGACCAUUUGUAUCAGCCCUGGCUAAUAGAUAUGGAUUUCGAUUAGUGGCCAUGGUCGGAAGUGUCAUAAGUUGUGCAGCCUUCAUUCUCUCGAGCUACUGUUCCUCCGUCGAAAUACUCUGUAUAACUUACGGAUUGUUAGGGGGCGUUGGCGGUGGUCUGAUUUACGUACCAGCCGUGAUAACAACUGGAUUUUAUUUUGAAAGAUGGCGAGCUCUUGCUACCGGCAUUGCUGUUUGCGGCUCUGGCAUUGGGGCUUUUGUACUCGCACCCAUUAGUAGUAUAUUGAUUGACAGAUUUGGUUGGAGAACAGCUAUGCAAAUUCAAUCUGCAAUGUUACUGAAUUGCGCUGUCUUUGGCUCACUCUUUCGACCCCUUCGCCCCAAGAGAAUAAAAGUUAAACAGUCCGAAGUCGCUCCGCUCGAAGCAGUUGUCCCCGAAGUAAAAAGUUGCCUCUUGAAAAAUGCUAUUUCCACCACUUCCCUUCACGGCAGUCAACUAAUCGCCGUUGGUUGGAGAUUCGGAACGAAUAAUAACGCUGAAUAUCCAACAGCUGCCGAAGCGAUUGGAAGUAUUCCCAAUCUUAUCAAGUCAGCGGACUCGUUGCACAACGGAGCCAGUGAGAAUGAAAAACCCCUGACAACAACUGAAAAAAGAUUGUCUGCUCCGAUUUAUCCCGAAAUGGACGUUAUAAUUUCUGAUGAGAUAAAGUCCACUGAAGAAGAAAACAAUUUGCUCUCGGGUGACCUAGAAAGGCUCAAUGGACGGAUACCUACUGUGCGGAGACAUACGAUAAGUGGCCGCAGGGAUCAGAACGGAAGUGAAUGCUCUUUACGAAAAGUUGGAAAACGACAUUCAAUUUCGAAAGAUCCUCAGAGGCCGUUCUACAGGGAUGAUAUAUUCUAUGGGGGUUCACUGGCCAGAUUACCGCAUUACAAAUCUCAAAUGUCAUCUGUGGGAUACCACAUGUCGGUGACGCGACUCCCAACAGCAACAGACGUCGAAGAAGAGGAGAGUGGAAAUUGUUAUCUAUGCCCAGAGAGUGUGAGAAGAAUCCUCACAACUAUGCUGGACAUAAAUUUAUUAGGAAGCCCGUCUUUUCUCAUUCUAGCAAUCAGUGGGGGUCUCACUAUGAUGGGUUUCUAUACCCCCUUCAUGUUCCUUCCAGGUCGUGCUGAAUCAAUGGACCUCAAGGAUUCCGCAACGUUCCUCGUAUCAGUGAUUGGUAUUGCAAAUACUGUAGGUCGUGUGAUUUGUGGGCUUGUCAGUAGUCUUCCUGGUAUGGAUACACUCCUCAUUAACAAUGUAUUCAUAAGUAUCAGUGGUAUACUUACUAUUUGCUCUGGUCUCAGUUACUCGAAAGAGUAUCAAUACUUUUACGCCGCAGCGUUUGGCUUUAGUAUAUCUGUAUUCGCUGCACUCAGAUCAAUCUUGGUGGUUGAACUUAUGGGGCUAGAAAAAUUGACAAAUGCAUUUGGCCUUAUUCUGCUAUUCCAGGGCAUUGCUGCGAGUGUUGGUGCACCUUUAACAGGUGCAGUAAAAGUCGCAACCGACAGUUUCGAUGUUGCAUUCUACGUGUCAGGAGCUCUAAUUCUCCUCUCCGCAAUAAUCUGCUACCCCUUAAAAUUAAUAAACAACUGGGAAAAACAUAAGAACGAAGCUACAUUGCCAAAUCCCUGAGUCCCAGGACUCCCAGGGCAUAGAAAUAUCCGCGGAAACAAAUUCCCAAGGCAAGACUGCCGUGUCACAUCGCGAAAAUGCAUAAUACGAAUGACUGGGUCAUAAGUUGGAGGACCCACCCCUCAUUAAAACUAACGAACGAGUGAAUCAAGUUUUCACAAGUGAAUGUGUGAGAGAAAGAGAAUGACACCUGCAUUUUCAGAUUAAAUUAAUUAAAAAAAAAAAAACUAAAGUCAACCUCGUGAUGUGAGAAUAGCAAUUGAGGUAUUGUAAAAUAUAUCGAUAUAGGUAAAUAUUAUGAAGAAUAACAAUUUUUUCAUAAAAAACGUUGGAAUUUUGAAAUAACUCUCACACAUAUUGUUACGUGCCAAAUUUAAGUCCAUCAUUUGGAUAAUUAAUGUUUUUUGACUUUAAUCUAUUGAAAAUUCAAAUGACUGUGAUGUUUAAUUUUCACAAUCAAGUUGACAAUUUAAAUUGUCAUUAGAAUAUUAAUAAUCGCUCAAUAUGAAAAAUUCUAUUCUAUUUCCAAGAAUUUUCAUUAGACAAAUUUUUAAAGUUAAAGAGGCAAUUAUUGUAGUAGCAAAUGACCAUGAAAUGUCAUUAAAUUUGAUCUAUCUAUGACAUGGAUGGCAUUUUAAAAGGAAAAAAACUGAUGAACAAACCUCGUGAACCUCGUGAUGUAUAAGAAAAGAAUACGGGAGGUACUGUAAAAUAUAUAAAUAUUAUGAAUCCUAUCGUCAAUAACAUGUAGAUAGUUUUAUUAUUCCAUGAUUUUGAAUAAUUUAUGGAUAAGGAUAUUGUGCAGACUGUCAUAUCACAUUAUUACUGGCCGUGAAUCCUUGAAUAUUCUUUAGCAUUGGAAUUGGAUUUUUAUCGGCGAAUCGUGCGUGAUAUUGCUAUUAGUCAUUUUUUCUGUACCUCAAAUGUUGGAAUAUUCAACCGAAAUAAUGUGUUCUCGCUGAAAGACAAAGAACUUCCACAUGUGCCAAGUAAUAUUUUUUUUUAUCUACGGUACACAUUAGCUGUUAGAAACGGAAUUUCGAUAGCGCCUCGAGUAAUCAUUAAAAUCUAUGGAAACAAUUGAGUAUAUAUAUAUAUGUAUUUACUGAAUUUAUGGAGGAGUUGUGAUAGUACAAAAGAGAAACAAGGAAUGGUAAUUACGCAAUCACGUGUCGAGCCAUGUUCUUAAAGUUGGAUUUAUUAUCAUCGAUGAAAUUUUCCGUUCGAUUUGUAUAUUUGUACGCUUUUGAUAACUCUGAGUUCGUACAUAUACAUAUACAUAUAAGUGGUCGCCUUCAUACAUCUUGAUAUAUUCAACUUUUUUUGAGUGGAUUUAUAUAUGACGUAUCGAAUGAUCAUUUCCGUCUAUCAGAAAUUACAUUUAUACAUCUUGAACAAAAAACCUAUACAUUUAAACCCUAAAUUGACACUGUCUAUACUUAUAAUAAGAACGACAUUUCACUAAAAUCAACCUGCCAUUUAAUGUGUAUAUUAUCCUCACAAUAGAAUAUUUUGUGACACAACGAUAAAAAAGAAUGUCGUGAGUAAUUGACAUCACUGAUAUGAAAUUCGAAAUCUAGUGCCUUAUUUUGUUCAUUUUGAAAUGUACAAAGAUAAUUCAUUCCUUAUCCAUUUUUGUAAAUAUAUAUAAUUAAUACUGAACAUAA